Molecule: messenger RNA, 808 nt
Organism: Phaeodactylum tricornutum CCAP 1055/1
Lineage: Eukaryota; Bacillariophyta; Bacillariophyceae; Surirellales; Neidiaceae
Exons: 2
Coding region: 81-770 (229 amino acids)
Source: RefSeq, a predicted model, not a curated record
CCUCUCCAAAUCCUGUUUUUACUUUGUGGUACUUAACUCCGUGCUGCAUUGGGAGAAUUUUGCGAUAAUACGCAUUAACUAUGGUACGCACUCAUUCUCUGUUGGCUUUCUUCGGGCUACUGCAACGGGUUGGAAGCCUCUCGCUGUCGAAUCGGAGCGUCUCGACUGGUCGUCGAAUUUUGUUUCAGGUUGCCGGCAACGCCUUGCUUGUUGGUACAUCGGCUGCGUUUGUGGGAGCGUCACCAGCGUGGGCCGUUGUUCCGACCCCUAAAGAACUCGAGCGCUUGCAAAAAGGCCAUGCUCGCGUUCACUACCUUUUGGACCACUGGGAUGAUGUUACCAAGGUGUGUGGUACGGCAAUCAUGAGUGAUACCGAGCGCAAACAAAUCAUUCGCACCGAAGGUGGUGGUGGCGGUGACGCCUGUGCCAAGACACCUCUACGUGUGCAAGAAUUCAUGGGCUACAAAUCCACCGAAGAUCCCUUGUAUCGGGCCGACAAGCUAAUGGUCCGCGCCGGCGUCUUGGUGGAUCCCGACGAUUUUGACGGCUAUUUGGAUGUCGUUGAGCGCUACCGCGAGAAAGCGGACAGCACCGCGUUACUCGCAUACACUUCUUCAUGGGGGGAAGCAAAUCCAAACGGAGGAAAGGAGGUAGUUGACGAUUACUUGGAUCAGACAAAAGCUCAAGUGGUUGAAUCCGAAGAGCUCUUACGGUCUGUGCUGAAAUAUCUCAAGUUGGAUCCUCUACCUCCAAUUCAGGGCAAACUUUAGAGCCUGGUUGUUCCGAGCUAGCUAAAAAUGUUUUCUGG